AUGGAGAUUAUGAAUCCAGGCCCGUCAUCUCACCAGACAACGGUGGCCGAUAAAUUACGUUCGAAAGAUGCAGCACGGCGCUUUAAAUACGGUUCACCGAAGCUGGUCGAUCUGAUGCGCGAGAAAUGCCGGAUCCGCAUCAAGGAAGCACGCAACGAUCAGUUCCUGAAGAAACGAAACAUCGUUCUGGAAGAGAAAACGUUCCUGGAAUCCAUUGUGCGGGAGGAACUUUCCGAGCUGGAACACGACAUAGCGCUGCAGGAACUGAUCUACAAGGAGCUUAUGGAAGAUACGGAACAAUGGUUGUUUCUCGAGCAAGCGGAAAAUUAUCUCAUCGAUUCGUAUGAAACCGACACAGUGUUUUGUCCCAUAUGCGAGCACAACGUACUACAAUUUGAUAGCAGAGCCAAGCGGCUCAGCUGUUCCUGCGGUGUCCUGCUGCAAUACGCAGGAACGAUGGAAACGUUCGGCAAGCUUGUAUCGGAAACGAUCGCACAACAUGCAACGCGUUGCGCAAGUAAUCUGCAGUUUUUUACCGAACCUAUCGUGGAUGUAGAUUUCGUGCAGUUGAACGCUUUCUGUCUCGGAUGUGACUUUUACCGCGAUCUGACGAGCUAA
Messenger RNA from Anopheles marshallii, 618 nucleotides. It is a transcript of the gene Ripalpha, whose product is annotated as RIP-like protein. The coding region runs from base 1 to 618 and encodes 205 amino acids. The transcript is spliced from 2 exons. Gene Ontology annotation, cellular component: nucleus. Lineage: Eukaryota; Metazoa; Arthropoda; Insecta; Diptera; Culicidae. Gene Ontology annotation, biological process: protein import into nucleus. The record is from RefSeq and is a predicted model, not a curated record.